Messenger RNA from Cladophialophora yegresii CBS 114405, 3258 nucleotides. RefSeq lists its product as uncharacterized. The coding region runs from base 1 to 3258 and encodes 1085 amino acids. Gene Ontology annotation, biological process: carboxylic acid metabolic process. Gene Ontology annotation, molecular function: carbon-carbon lyase activity; pyridoxal phosphate binding. Lineage: Eukaryota; Fungi; Ascomycota; Eurotiomycetes; Chaetothyriales; Herpotrichiellaceae. The record is from RefSeq and is a predicted model, not a curated record. The transcript has 6 exons.
AUGGCGUAUUAUGUGCCCCCUUCCGAUAAGUUGCCGGAAUCUAGGCACAGUGCAGUUGGAGGUUGGUUCUUCGGGCCUCGUGCUGAGAACUUUGAUUUCUUGAGAAAAGCCUUCAAUUACAUCCUCGACACUCAGCAGAAGGCGAGAGAAUCCACAUACCCUGACGAUGCCGAAUUCAUCACCCCCGAGAUGAAGGGCACCGAGCUCUAUCAACGACAGAUCGAGUUGAUCAGGACGGAAUUGGUUAGUAUAUCGGAGCAGCUUGCAUCACACUCGAUCCCGUUCUGGUCGCCGAGAUACAAUGCUCAUAUGUCGAUGGAGUCUUCGAUGCCUUCUGUCAUCGGAUACUUGGCCGGCCUUCUUCAUAACCAAAACAACGUUGCAACAGAAGCCAGUGCCUUUACCACUGUUCUAGAGAAGAAGGUUGGCGACUCCCUCUGCCGAAUGCUCGGAUUCAAUACCAUUGUCUCGGGUAAAGUGGUCGGUCCGAGCGGUCAAACACUCAACUCCAAGACCGAGCCUGCUGGGUGGGGCCACAUCACCUGUGGCGGAUCCGUUGCUAACCUAGAAUCCAUCUGGGCUGCUCGAAACCUGAAAUUCUAUCCUUUGUCCUUGCGGUUGGCAAUUGAAAAGGGUCCUUUGAGCUUUCUCUCAGGCGCAUUCAAGAUCGAUCUCUGCAGCGGCGAGUCCAAGCUAUUCACCAAAUGCACUACCUGGGAGCUCCUCAACCUGAAGCCGUCAACAGUGCUGAAUAUCCCGACUCAAUUGUACGAAGAGUUCGGAGUAUCCCAAACAGCACUAACAAAUGCCUUCACGGACUUCUCUAUUCAGACCGUGGGAAAGGACUUUUUGGAGAAGCAUUUCAACGUCGAGACUACGCCUUGCAUGUUCGUCGGGACUACCAAGCAUUACUCGUGGCCAAAGGGAGCUGCUAUUGCUGGUCUCGGCAAAGCCCAGAUCAUCGACGUCCCUGUUGACAACCAAGCGCGAAUGGAUCCAGCGAAACUCAGAGGGAUGCUGGAGAAGGCCCUGAAGGACCAACGGGCAAUUUACUCUGUGGUUGCCAUCAUCGGCAGCACUGAACAGGGCGCAGUCGACCCGCUGACUGAUGUACUUGCUCUUCGAACCGAAUUCGAGAAGCGAGGUCUCAGCUUCGUCGUUCACUGCGAUGCUGCCUGGGGAGGCUACUUCGCUUCUUGCGUUCGUAGUCCAAUCACCGAUAUCGAGCUGGACAUGAAAGGGGAACCCGAGUAUGUCCCCAUUCUAGCACUUUCUCCGUAUACUCGUCAGCAGCUACUAGCCCUAGGAGAAGCCGACAGCGUCACGAUCGACCCUCACAAGUCCGGGUACUGCCCGUAUCCUGCGGGAGGUCUGUGCUACAAAGACGGCCGAAUGCGUUACCUGAUCACCUGGACCAGUCCUAUCGUGUUUCGUGGUGCGGACGUGACAGAGUCAAUUGGCGUCUACGGCGUGGAAGGGUCGAAACCUGGUGCAGCAGCUGUUGGUGCUUGGCUCUCGCACCGAGUACUUGGUCUGAACAAAAAUGGCUACGGCACAGUCCUUGGGGAGGCUAUUCUCACCUGCAGCAGGCUGUACUGUCACUGGGCAGCGAUGAAGACCGAACCAAUCACAAUUGACGGUGUCAAAGCCAGAUUGACUAUUACCCCGUUCACGAUGCUGCCUGCCGAGCGAGAGGGCAAAGAUGUUGACGCGCAGAAACAAUUCAUCAGAGAUCACAUCAUCGGCAAGGACAACAAGACAGUCUUUGAAGACAAGGCCGCGGUUGAAUUGCUUGCACAGAUGGGGGGUGAUCUGAUGAUCAAUGCAUUCGCCUGCAACUUCGAGCUCGAUGGAGUGGUGAACAAGGAUGUGAUCGAAGCGAACUAUUUCAACACCCGCAUUUUUAACCGCACAGCCUUGACCCAGGAACAUCAAGAGGCAAAGGACUUCCCACUCUAUCUGACCUCCACCCAAUUCGCACAGUCCGCAUACCAGGGCUGCCUCGACACCUACAAGCGUCGCAUGGGUGUUGAGGGUCCACAAGAUCUGUACAGUCUCAUCAACGUCACCAUGGGUCCUUGGUCGACAAGUCACGACUUUGUGCAAACAAUUGCAAACAACCUGAAGAAGAUUGCAGAGGAGGAGCUGGCUUACGUUGUACAUCGCAAUGUACAGAAGCCUACCAUCCACGGCUUCAUACUCCAAGGCUUGGAAGGUGAUAAAGUUUGUGGAGUGCACUUGCCCAUGUUCAAUAUGCAGAACCAUCGAUGGCAGCUCAUCAUCUCUUGCAAACUGCCAGAGACGGAGCACAAUAUGCUUCGCGACAUGAAGAAGCAAGACCCGUCCGCAUGGUUUACCUUUGCCAAUUUGACUGCGGAACAGUUGCCAGCCCUUGUCAAGGAUGGUGCUAGCUUCAAUGCUCGCCUGGACAGAGGGAUACCGCCAGACGGCACGAAGCCGCUCGCAGAGGUCGAGGUCACCGACAUCAAGGUCUUGUACAAACGCUCGAUGCGCCACGAAUUCCUGGAGGCCACAUACCCCGACAAAAUGACAUUCUACGCCUAUUCGGCUCAACGUGGCACUGAUCAGCAAGCUAUCUUCAGUAUCGAUAACUUCCUCAACGUGACGCCGGACAUCCAGCUGAAUGCCGACUCCAUCACCUUCCAGGCCCAGGGAAUGGGCCAAGCCGAUGCCGAAAAACUAGUCAGAGACUCAGGCUGCUGGUUCCGGCUCGUUGAUAUCCAUGAAAGCGCAAUCCAACCUCUCAUUCAAUCAAAAGAUGCUCCCAAGACAUCCUACACGGCUCCGGGUCUCAACUUCGUUGCGGGCGCCGAGUUCGCUUUCGAAGCGCUUUCUGCCGAUCAAGGCCCACCAAAAGAAGACAGCAAGGUUCUUUUCACAGGGAAGUUGACGCUGGGUCAAAACAUCUUUGCAGAUUAUAUCAUGAUCAAUGACGAUGUGUCGCUCCCGAAGGAUCCGCAAGACCAUGUGCACACGCACACGCAUACUCUGGAGACUCAAGUGCUUGGUCUUCCUGUGGCGAAUACUUCAGCGUUGGUGGCGGAGUAUCCGAAUGACAUGACGACCCUUGAACUCAGGGAUCGAUACCAGCAGGCCAGCAUUCGCGGAUUUGAGAGGCAGUUCUCACGCACUCGGGCCAAGGAGGCGGCCAAGGUUGUGGAGGGGUAUGAGAAAAGAGGAGCAAAGGCACCACAGUGGGCCGUCAUGAUGAGCAAGGGAGUCCAUCAUGAUGGGUGA